UCCCCCUUUUUUUUUUUAGUUCUCCAUCUCCGUUUUUGCCGGAUCAUCUCUACGUGUGCCGAUCACCAUCCAGUUUCCGUUUCUUCCGCUAUUAUAUCGCUGCCAUUGGUUCUAACUACCCUAUCUUCGUCGGGCCUUGAUCGGACCUUGCUCGAUUUAAUAUAUUCCGACCUCCCUGAUUCAGCCCCGUAACAGCCCGUAACCCUCUUCGUCUUUGAUUUUGCGAUUAUCUUCGUGAAUCAGGUCGAUUUUCGUCUAUGCCUAGCUCUGCUCUCGGCUGACCUCAACCACCAGCCGCGAUCUCGCCGACUUCAACCGAUUCGAACAUUCAGAUUACAACCGUUAAGAUUUCCCGUCUCCGAACUUCCAUCGCCACACCUUGCCGUUCAAGGGGUCGCUAAUCUUGCAGCUCUUCCGUCGGCAUUCUCGGAAUUCAAGCGAGGCUAGCUUUGCUGGGAUGGAAAAGAAGAAGGCAGAUGAAUUUGAGCCUGGACAAAUUUCUAAUUUGAGGCAUGUUGAUAGAUUUGGGUUUGUAAUACAGGACCAGGGUAACUCCCUUGAAGCUAAAAACAUUUCCACCAAUGAAAUGGAGAGGGAGGAAAGGAGGAUUCGAAAAUGGAGGAAGAUGAUAGGUAUAGGUGGAGGUGAUUGGAAGCAUUUUGUCAGAAGGAAACCUCACGUAGUUAAAAGGCGUAUACGAAAGGGUAUUCCUGAUUGCUUGAGAGGACUUGUUUGGCAGUUGAUUUCUGGAAGCAGGGGUCUUUUGCUAAUGAAUCAGGGAGUUUAUGAGCAAUUAGUGAUUUAUGAGAUAUCGGCAUCGGAAUUGGAUAUUAUUCGCGACAUUUCGCGAACUUUCCCUUCACAUGUUUUCUUCCAGCAGAGGCAUGGACCUGGCCAAAGAUCCCUUUACAAUGUUUUGAAAGCAUACUCCGUAUAUGACAGAGACGUUGGAUAUGUUCAGGGAAUGGGAUUUCUAGCGGGCUUGUUGCUUCUGUACAUGAGUGAAGAAGAUGCAUUUUGGCUAUUAGUAGCUUUGCUGAAAGGAGCUGUUCAUGCACCAAUGGAAGGCCUGUACCAGGUUGGUUUACCACUAGUGCAGCAAUAUUUAUUUCAAUUUGAACGGUUGGUUAAGGACUAUUUGCCGAAGUUAGGACAACAUUUUUCUGAAGAAAUGAUUAAUCCGAGCAUGUAUGCCAGUCAGUGGUUUAUAACCGUAUUCUCUUACUCGUUCCCUUUUCCUUUGGCCCUUCGAAUUUGGGAUGUGUUUCUUUUUGAGGGAGUGAAGAUUGUUUUUCAGGUUGGUUUGGCCUUGUUGACAUUGUGUCAGAAUGACUUGUUAAAGUUGGGUUUUGAGAAACUUGUUCAUGCCUUGCGCAACUUCCCUGAGGAAGCAAUGAAUCCAGAAAAAUUAUUACCACUUGCUUUCUCAAUCAAGGUCACGAAAAGAUUAGCAGAGCUGAAACAAGAGUAUGAGAAGCGAAAUGGGGCCACCUUACCACCAACCAUUGAUGGUACUAAGCCGUCGAAGCCUCCCCAGUCCCCAAACAAGCCAUGAAAAUGACUCGACUUUCCAUCAACUGAAAUUGCCUUUUUGUUUGUAAAAUCCUAAUCGCUUAUGUCUAAUUUUGUAAAUAUUUAAAUGAUAUAUAUUUUUUGCAAGAUCGACACAA
Phalaenopsis equestris is the source of this 1670-nucleotide messenger RNA. Its product is annotated as EVI5-like protein. The record is from RefSeq and is a predicted model, not a curated record. The transcript is spliced from 10 exons. The coding region runs from base 458 to 1555 and encodes 365 amino acids. NCBI's taxonomy places the organism in Eukaryota, Viridiplantae, Streptophyta, Magnoliopsida, Asparagales, Orchidaceae.